GCAAUGCACAAAUUACAAACAGUACCAACAUUCGAAAACCCCUGCCAAAUUUCUUCUUCCAAUCAUCUUCUUCCACGACACAAUACCAACGACUCAAAUCGCUGACUUCGAAUCACAACCGGUCAAUUUGAGUCGUCUACGGUAAUAAUCGAACCACCCGAUCAAAACCCAGUUCCUAGCGCCAUCGGAGCACUGCACCAACCGUUAACAGCCGUCAGAAGGGAGCUGCGUUUCCCUUGGGAGAGGCCGUAGUAAUCGUGGAUUUGAGAGAAAAAAAGGUUUGGGAGUGGAAAUGGAGGUUCAGCUUUGAUGGGUUGUGGUGAAACAAAGGAGCCCUUUUGAGAUUGUUGCUCGAAAGAGUGAGAAUCAUGGGUAGCGAGGAAUGCUCGCUGCUCAAGAAUCUGAGGCUGGAAAUUGAUGGAGAUGAUGGAAGGUUUACUCUCUGCUUCUGGGUUUAUCUCAUGAGUUCUUCCACAUUCCCUGUUACAAUCCUUCAUCAGGUGCAGUUAGAUUCAUCAGGCACGUCUCCUUUUCUCGUUCUUAGUGAAAGGAAUAAAAUAAAGAUUAUGCCAUUGACUGCCUUACACAAAGCUGAUGAAGGUUCCAGCCCUGGUGGUUCUUCUUCUGGAAAUGAAGUUUCGCAUGACUCUGAUUUUAUGGAAAAAUGGGUUCACAUUGGAUGUGAGGUCUCCACUGAUUUUGUCCGGCUUCAUAUUGAUGGGAAAAUGGUUGGAGAAAAGUCUGCGUCAUCCUCACUUAGUGAAGAUGCCAUUCCAAGGGGUUUGGGGAAGAUUGUUUUAGGCAGUAAUGGUGAAGACAACAGUGUGCAGGGCUAUGUUCAUAAUGCAAAAGUUUUUCCCUUGGUUUCAUCGAUUAGGGAUCAUUACGUCGAGGACCUACCGGUUAAGUUAUUUAUCGACAACUCUUCCACCAUGGAGAUUGAAGAGGGCAGUGAUGGCAUUUGGAAUAUAGUUGGUGGCAAGCCAUCUUGCCGUAGAAAUUUUGCGUUGGAUGUUAUGCUGUUAGAUUCCUCCGGCCAGCCUGUUUUGAAGGAACUCGAGGUUGUUGCCUCCCUCAUCUAUGCUGAUAGCGGGGAAGCUGUGGAGAAGUCAGGUGAUGAAGAAGCUCCCCUUUUGGCAAGCUACGAUGGUGUUGAAUUUGCUUCAAGUGACAGACCAAGUAAACUGUUGCAUGGGCGUGCAUCCUUUAAGCUAAAAAUAUCUCAGCUAUCUUCUAAAUGCGAUAACAAGCUCUUCCGCAUUAGAUUUUGCAUACCUAAAGUUGAGAGGUAUCCCUUCCUCGAGGCUCUCUCUUCUCCAAUUCGCUGCAUCUCAAGGAGUCGAAACACUCGCAUGUCAACUCUGAUGUGGAAAAGAUCUACCUUCCAUCCACAUGAUGUAUCUCGGUCAUCUGGUUUGGACAAUGGAACAUCAGAACAUGAACAUGUUUCUUUAGAUGAAGAAAAACCAAGUCCACUAUUGAAGAGGAUUAAAUUAGGACAAGAUAGAGUUUUACCAACCUCUAAUGAUGAUGCUGCAUUAGGGCAACCAGAUGAAGAAUGCAAUUCUCAUUCUUUUACUGCUAAUGAGGCUGAAAAUGGAUUUCGCACAAAUUUAACAGAAAGACCCAAAAAUAAUGGAUCGAUAGGAGCCUCUCCAUCGGACUCCGGGAGCACUGAAGCCAGACAUUCGGCUCUAAAUAGAACUGCAACCAGUGGAAAUCCAAUCUCGGAUGUUAACAUUUUCAAAUAUUGCCUAGCAGGUUUAUCUGAGAAGUCUCUUCUGCUCAAGGAGAUUGCAACCUCUGUGUCGAAGGAAGAUGUUAUGGACUUUGCCGACCAUGUUUCCCUAUAUUCUGGAUGUUUACACCACAGGCAUCAAAUUUUAAUGGCAAGAAAGUUAGUAGAGGAGGGAACGCGAGCUUGGAAUUCAAUCUCACAAAACAAGAAUCAUGUUCACUGGGAGAGUGUUGUUUUUGAGAUUGAAGAGCAAUUCAUGAGAAUUGCUGGCUGCAGCUCUAGAUCUCUCACUCAGCAGGACUUUGAGUUGCUGAGGAGAAUUUCUGGUUGCCAAGAGUAUCUGGCCCAAGAGAACUUUGAGAGAAUGUGGUGUUGGUUAUAUCCUGUAGCUUUUACUUUAUCCAGACAAUGGAUAAAUGCAAUGUGGAGUUCUUUGUCGCCCAAGUGGAUUGAAGGAUUCAUUACUAAGGAAGAAGCUGAAUUAUCACUUCAAGGUCCGACGGGUCUUCAAGAGCCUGGGACGUUUAUUCUCCGAUUUCCCACUUCAAGAAGCUGGCCUCACCCUGAUGCUGGUAGCUUGGUAGUUACCUAUGUUGGUAGUGAUUGUUCUCUUCAUCAUAGGCUUCUUUUGCUUGAUCACAUUUUCAGUUCUGCUGAAGGAGAGAAGAGUAUGAGGAGUCUUCAAGACAUGCUCCUAGCAGAACCCGAGCUCUCUCGAUUAGGAAGGGCAAUACGAAGUCACUGAAUCAUUACAGAAAUUGCAAUGUCCAUCCACAUCAUUUCUUUUGUUUGCUUUACCUACAGACAGCUUCCCAGUUAAGUUGUACAUAUUGCGAAUACAAGAGUCGUCUUGAGGUGAAUAUUUAUAGGCACGUCGGAGCAAAUUCCAGAACCAAGAUUUAAAAGGUCCUCUCUUCGGGAUGUUACUUAUCAAGUAAAAAUGGUGGAACUUCGUCGGUAAUACUUGUACAUCAACUUGAAUAUUGAUGAAGACGAUCUGAUUGUUAGUCUUCUGUCGUGUAAUCGUCCCUCAGCAGUUUUGGUUGUAGUUCCUUAACAAAUCCUUGAACUAGUCAUCAAUUCCUGUGAAUGUUUUCUUAUCCCAAAGUAGAAUCUACUGUAUGAGUUAAAACUGAUUCCACCAAGAGUGAUCCAAAAACUACCAUUUUUUAAGGUGAAAUCUCCAUCUUCUUCCAUUGAAUGAAAACAUAUAUUGAGAGCCCAUUUCAAGUCACA
Momordica charantia (bitter melon) is the source of this 2974-nucleotide messenger RNA. Its product is annotated as SH2 domain-containing protein B. The record is from RefSeq and is a predicted model, not a curated record. Gene Ontology annotation, molecular function: DNA-binding transcription factor activity. Lineage: Eukaryota; Viridiplantae; Streptophyta; Magnoliopsida; Cucurbitales; Cucurbitaceae. Gene Ontology annotation, biological process: regulation of DNA-templated transcription; signal transduction.